CGGCCCGCAUGCAUGUGUGUGUCUAAUCGUAUGGCGUGAUGUUGUUGUUAUUAUCGGAUGUUGUUGACGACAUCGCGAAGUCGUUAAGUAGGACCAUCCCAGGCGCUAGAAAUUUAGUCUCAGACUCACCAGCAAACAGAACAGAUAUACGCGAAGCACCAAGGCAUCCCACUAGCCAGUGAGGUCGUGCCCCCAACUACAGACUUUAAAGUGAACAGACUAUAAACAGGCAAAAGAGACACGGCAGAACUAUUUCAAGCAACGGAUAACAAGUUGGUGUGAUUUUAAGCAAACGUUUUUUUUGUGAAUAUUGCAACAAACGACGUGUCAGUGAACGAGUGUAACCCCUGCCAGCAGUUACAGCCAGUGCCUUUUCCCAUUUUAUUGGUGCCGAGUGGUGGUGGUGUAUGCUUAAUUUAGUACGCGCCCUGAGCACGGAGUGGAUUUGUGCAACCGAAGCACAGUAGGCGAGAGCAUCGCACUGUGCCACAGACGUUGAAAACGACAGCGACGUAGAAAAGGAAAAUCAAAUCAUAAGUUUACUAAAAAGAUAGUGAUAACAAAAAUUUACACACAGUUAAAACGUGGACGGGUGUGGACGAGAAUAGUGCAAAACCGGUGGACAAAUUAUUGUGAUAAACAGGCCGAAGCAAUAGAAAAUGCAAAUCGAGUACAAAAAGUGUACCAAAUUGUUUUCUGGCUGUGGCGUAGCGUCACUGUUGGGAGUAUUGAGCUAUGAAGCAUACCGGACGUACGCAGCCCUUUCCUCGUUGGUCGACACACGUGUGCUAGACAUUGACCGGAAGCGACCGGACUACAUCUACAUCAAGCAUCAUAUCUACCGGCAGUCGCUGCGCGAGCGUGCUCUCGAUGCGGAGAAUCAGCACCGGCUGCUGAACAUCGUCGUACAGCCAUUCGAGAAAUGGUGGAAAGCGCUGAAGCAUUCCGUCGCCUGGAGGUUGCUCCGGAUCGCCCAGCAGGGCGAUCAAGCCGAGCGUCUAAAGGCCAUCCAUCAGCUUGCACAGAUCGAUCAUUUAAAAGAUUGGGACUUUCAGCAUCUGGCUCAGCUGUGCGAUUACCGGACAGCGAUCUCACUAGCUCGGUCGAACUGUGACACCCGAUGGUUCCUGCCACCGCGUCAGUAUGGCGUCGAGAAGGAGAUGCGCGAGGUGCUGGUCGAUAUGAAAUCACUGCUAGAGCUUUUGUCACCGCACAAAUGUGCCGCCUAUGCGCUGGAGCAAACAUUCGGCAGUUCCGCACACAUUCGCGAACCGGACGGUGAUGAGGUGACGUACCAGAUGUCUCCUUCCCGGUUCGAGUACGACCAGCUUAAACAGUCGCUCAGCGCACUGAUACACCUGACCGGGCUGGUCGGACCGGAAGGGAGAGAGCACUGCCGGCAAAUAGUCAAUUCCGGUGGGUUGCUGAUGCUGCUCGAAGCGGAGAAGUUGUUCCGUGGUGAUAUCGACAUGAAGCUGCUCAUAAGCAGGCUCGUGGGGAACUUGUCCGCGUGCGAAGGUUUGGGUUACGAGUUCUAUGCCAGCGGAUGGAUCGGCAUACUGGCACGGUGGAAGCGAGACGUGGACAUGCGUAUGCAGGUAACGGCCGAUCUGACGCUGGAAAACCUCGAUCAGGACGAUCCGAACGGUUUCCGGUACGCGCCGAAAGUGUAUCCAUUGCAUCCGCGCGGUCGCCAGCAAGCCAAACCAGCCGUCGACGUGGUGUUCAUCCACGGAUUAUUAGGUGGAGUAUUUGUCACCUGGCGUCAGAAGGAUCUCAAACCGCAGGCCGCCAGUCUACUAGGUAAGAAACAUAAAGACGUUCAUUUAGUGUCCACAUCGUCUCCCUCCACCACCGACAUUGCACUGCAACCACCAUUGGACGAUUUACCAUUGACCCGCGCGAAAUGGACAAACACAACCACGGACCACGAACGGAGAGGCUCGGCUGCUUCCGCCCGCUGGUACAAAAGUUGGUCCGCCAAAAAAUCCUCCUUUGAGGAAGACGCCGUGGAAGCCGAAGAGGGCAUUGCACCGUACAGAGAUGAACUGCUUACGUUCCAGGAAUCAACCACAGCCGUACCGCGCGAUGCAUCGAUCAGUGACACCGAUACCAAAGAGCUAAUUGAAGCACUGCAACAGGAAGAACCACUCGGCUCGGACUGGACCGUGGUCUAUCCGGAUGUGCCACUGAAGGCGGAUGAGGACGUCCGGGCAGGCAAACCCUCGGCAACCGCUGACGGAACGGCAUGCAGCGUGUCGGGAGAAAGUUGGCUACAGGAACCACUCGAAUCCGGUCAGCGAUCGUUCUGCUGGCCAAUGGAGUGGCUUCCGAAAGACUUCCCGAGCAUACGCGUGCUGGGGCUCGACUACGAUUCCUCCCUCUCGCAGUGGUCCGCGACAGGCUGUCCGUGCGAGAAGUACGACGGCAAGCUGCAGAAGCGUGCGGCAGAAUUUCUGGAAAAGCUGGCAACCUCGGACGUAGGGCAGGAUCGGCCCAUCAUCUGGGUCGGCCAUUCGAUGGGCGGUCUGCUGAUCAAGAGCAUCAUGGUGCAGGCACUGGAGAGUCCCAAUCCCAAGGUGCGCCGCCUUGCCGAGAAUUCGCGCGUCGUCAUGUUUCUCGGUACGCCCCAUCGGGGCAGUGGCGUGGCCAAGCUAAAGCAGCACACAUCGGCCCUGGUUUGGCCCUCGGUAGAGGUUCAGGAGCUGGAAGAAAAUUCCACCCAGCUGUUGCAUCUAAACAAAACGUUCCUGCGGGCGGUCGACGGGUUGGGACCACGCAAGCCUGAAAUCAUCACCCUCUGCGAGGGUCGACCAACCGUGCUUACCUCGUUCAAGCUUGCCAUUCACGUCGUGCCGGAAAGCUCCGCCCGUAUCGAUGCGGGCGAUUUCUAUCUCACCAGCGAGGACCAUCUGAAUCUCAGCAAACCCAUCUGCCGGCAAUCGUUCCUUUACCAGCGGCUGGUCGGUGCCAUCCAGGAUGCGAUGCGCCACAAUGGGGUGGAUAGUGCGAAGAUACCGGCAGCCAAGGAAGCUACAACCAUCGCACACCAGCAGCAACAGCAUAUUUUCCACGGUACCAAGAAGAGCAGCAGUUCAUCAUCGUCCGCCCUGUCGGUACUGUACACACAGCUGAAACAGUUUGAACAGUUGAUGAAUGUGUUUAUCUGAAUUGGUUCCAAAGCUGAAGUUACCACAAAACUCCGUUCAACCGUUGACAACGACAUCGCAUUUGUUUCGAUGUAAAGAAGUGAUCUUUUUUAAAAGUUAUUUAAUGUUUGUGUAAUUUAGACCUAGCGCGAAACACAUUUUGUAGUUCCGUUAUUUAUUUAUUGUUUCUGCAUAGUUUAUGGAACUGUUACGAAGCAUAUUUACACCGAGAAAGUAUUUAAUAAUAAAAUGAAACUGAACAA
This is a messenger RNA of Anopheles moucheti, 3412 nucleotides long. RefSeq names its product protein SERAC1. The record is from RefSeq and is a predicted model, not a curated record. Bases 660 to 3170 code for a protein of 836 amino acids. Lineage: Eukaryota; Metazoa; Arthropoda; Insecta; Diptera; Culicidae. The transcript has 5 exons.